Messenger RNA from Neurospora tetraspora, 1850 nucleotides. RefSeq lists its product as uncharacterized. The coding region runs from base 186 to 1577 and encodes 463 amino acids. The record is from RefSeq and is a predicted model, not a curated record. Lineage: Eukaryota; Fungi; Ascomycota; Sordariomycetes; Sordariales; Sordariaceae. Gene Ontology annotation, cellular component: nucleolus. Gene Ontology annotation, molecular function: RNA binding. The transcript has a single exon.
GCAAAGUAAAUUUUCGAAAAUCUUGUGCUGCCAGCAAUUGGGGAAUCUCAAUGUCAGUGCGCGGCUGUCCCCUUCUGUAAACACUGCAAACUUGAGGAAUCAACAACCUUGAAUUUGUUGUUAUUCCCAACUUUAUUUCUUGUCGUAUUUGCAUCAUCACGGUCAAUACGCAAAAGCCAACCAAAAUGGCAGCAACAAAAGAUCUCGAAACCGCCUCCGCGCAGGAGUCCGCUCCUGUCGACGCCAUGGACACCACCGCCGAUUCCGCCUCCGAGAAGAAGCCCAAGAAAGAGAAGAAAGAGAAAUCCUCCAAGAAGCGCAAGGCCACGGGGGAGUCCGCCGACACCGUCGACACCACUGCCGAUGCCGCCGAUGCCGCCUCCGACGACGAGAAGCCCAAGAAGUCCUCCAAGAAGCGCAAGGCCGACAUCACCGAAAUCGAAAUCGAUGUCACCGCCCCCGAGCCUCCCUCCAAGAAAGCCAAGCGUCUGCUCAAGAAGGGCAAGACCCUGCCCACCAAGCCCUCCUCCGACAAGGGCGACGACUCCGACAGCGACGGCGAACCCGCCAAGGACGGCGAAAAGAAAAAGGAGAAGAAGGAACGCUCCCCCCACGGCGUCUGGAUCGGCAACCUGCGCUUUACUGUCACUAAGGCUGAACUAAAGCAAUGGCUCGUCGACAACAGCGGCGGCUCCAUCACGCCCGAGUCCAUCACGCGCGUGCACAUGCCUACGGCCAAGGCGCAGCCCGGCCAGCCCAAGAAGGAGAAGCCCGAGAACCGCGGUUUCGCCUACGUCGAUUUCGAUUCGCUGGCUACCAAGGUCGCGGCCAUUGCUCUCAGCGAGACGGAGUGGUACAGGCGUAAGCUGUUGAUCAAGGAUGCGACGUCGUUCGAGGGACGACCGGAGAAGAAGAAGGAGGACGAAACUGCCAAGGGAGCAAAGGAGGACGAGCCAUUGGUAGGCGGCAAGUUCGCCGGCUCAACCAAGAUCUUCGUCGGCAACCUCUCCUUCGACACCACCGAGGACGACCUGCGCAGCCACUUUGACAAGUGCGGUGCCAUCAGGUGGGUCAAGGUGGCCACGUUCGAGGACAGCGGCAAGUGCAAGGGGUACGGGUGGGUGAACUUUGAGGAGAGCGAAGCUGCGCAGUGGGCGGUUAAGGGGUUCGUCAAGAUUCGCGAAGAAAUUCCCGAGUUGGAGGAUUUCAUGGAUGAAGAUCAAAAGGCCGAAGCCGAAGCCGACAGCGAAGAGAAGAAGAAGCAGGAAACGGAAAAGAGGAUAAAGACCCGCAAGUGGUGGGUCAACCAGCUACACGGCCGCACCCUCAAGAUCGAGUUGGCUGAGGACGAUAAGACGAGAUACGAGAAGCGGUUCCGAGGCAAGGGCGCUGGUGCUGGCAAGAAGCAAGGAGGACAACAACAACAGGGCGAGAGGCCACAGCAGAGCAGAGCUCCCUACCAGAAGAGGGAAGAGGGAGGUGGUGGUGGUCAGAUCAAGAUGGCUCAGGAUAUCAGCGUUGCCAGACUUACCGGUGCGCCUGUUGCUCACCAGGGCAAGAAGACUACCUUCGAGUAAAGGAAUUGAAGGGUGUCUGUCUGUCGUCUGGUCCGGGCUGGGCCGGUUGGGUUACAUCCUUGGGAGGUGGAGGUAUUUCGGCGGAAGAGAGAGAGAGAGAGAGAGAGAAAUCUGGGUUCAAAUCAUACCGCGGUUCUUCUUCUGUGCCGUGGGAGCUUAAUGUUGUGCUGUCUUUGUUUUAUUAUGGUGUCUUUUAUAUACCUAGGUAUCUUGUUUCUAUGGUGUUCGGGUUUUUAGACGACCAACGAAAGGAAUCGAUUUGCGUUUUCAUCU